Messenger RNA from Candoia aspera, 1153 nucleotides. It is a transcript of the gene DNASE1L3, whose product is annotated as deoxyribonuclease 1 like 3. NCBI's taxonomy places the organism in Eukaryota, Metazoa, Chordata, Lepidosauria, Squamata, Candoiidae. Gene Ontology annotation, molecular function: deoxyribonuclease I activity; DNA binding. The coding region runs from base 58 to 936 and encodes 292 amino acids. Gene Ontology annotation, biological process: programmed cell death involved in cell development; apoptotic DNA fragmentation. The transcript is spliced from 8 exons. Gene Ontology annotation, cellular component: nucleus. The record is from RefSeq and is a predicted model, not a curated record.
AGUGCUAAUGAGAGAGAAGUUCAUCACACUGCAUUCUCUUUUGGCAAAGCUUAAAAGAUGCGUUUUUUUCUGUUCCUGCUCUUUUUUUGCCAGGCUGUUGAGAGCCUAAGAAUCUGCUCUUUCAACGUGAGGUCGUUUGGAGAAUCUAAGAGAACAAAACCAGAAAUCAUAGAUGUUAUUGUAGAGAUUAUAUCUCGCUGUGAUAUCAUGCUACUGAUGGAAAUAAAGGACAACAGCAACAGAAUAUGUCCCUUUCUAUUAGAGAAACUAAAUGGACGCUCGGAAGGUGAAUACACUUAUGUGGUCAGUAACAGGCUAGGAAGAAGAAAUUAUAAGGAACAAUACGCUUUUUUCUACAGAUUGAAAAGGGUCUCUGUGAAGCAAUCCUAUCAGUAUCCUGAUCUGCAGCCUGGUGAUGAAGAUGCCUUUUCCAGAGAACCUUUUGUUGUUUGGUUCAACUCUCCAGGAACGGUGGUCAGGGAAUUUGUGAUCAUCCCCAUGCACACAAUGCCUGAAAUGGCUGUGCGAGAAAUUGAUGAACUCUAUGAUGUGUUUCUGGAUGUCAAGCUGCACUGGAAGACUAAGAAUUUCAUCUUUAUGGGAGACUUCAAUGCUGGCUGUGGCUACGUGGCAAAGAAGCAGUGGAAAAAUAUCCGGCUACGAAAUCACACUGACUUUCUUUGGAUAAUUGAUGAUGAAAGUGACACAACUGUGAAACCAACAACGCACUGCCCCUAUGACAGGAUUGUGCUCUAUGGAGAUAAGCUCGUAACUACCACAGUGCCGGACUCAGCCAAUAUCUUUGAUUUCCAGAGUGCCUUCUCCAUGACUGAAGGACAGGCCUUAGCAGUGAGCGAUCACUUUCCAGUAGAGUUCCAGCUGAGAACUACCAGACGUUCCUCAAGAAGAACAAGAUGUUGUAGAGCUCUUGUAUAAUAAAUCCAGUGAACUGCUGUUUUAUUAAAACCUAAACACACAAACACAAAAAUGUAUAUUCACAAGAAAAGAGCUGAUUUUUUGUCAUUUUUAUGUACAUCUCACUGCACUAUGAUAUACUUAACCAAAAAAUGCAACACCCAUAUCUUUAUAAUAUUCAAAGCAUUCAAGGUUAAUGUAAUAUUGCUUAUUUAUAAAAUAAACAAGUCAAGAUUAA